This is a messenger RNA of Cynara cardunculus var. scolymus (artichoke), 1033 nucleotides long. RefSeq names its product 40S ribosomal protein S2-4-like. Gene Ontology annotation, molecular function: RNA binding; structural constituent of ribosome. Gene Ontology annotation, biological process: translation. Gene Ontology annotation, cellular component: cytosolic small ribosomal subunit; ribosome. The coding region runs from base 50 to 874 and encodes 274 amino acids. The transcript has 2 exons. Lineage: Eukaryota; Viridiplantae; Streptophyta; Magnoliopsida; Asterales; Asteraceae. The record is from RefSeq and is a predicted model, not a curated record.
CUCAUUUCACUCUUACUCGUCUCUUGUGCAAACCAAGCACCAAGCAAUCAUGGCUGAGAGAGGCGGUGAACGUGGUGGCUUCGGAAGGGGAUUUGGAGACCGUGGAAGAGGCCGUGGUGGAGACCGUGGCAGAGGCCGUCGUCGUGGUGGUCGCCGUGACGCCGAUGAAGAGAAAUGGGUCCCCGUUACCAAGCUUGGCCGUCUCGUCAAAGACGGUAAGAUCACCAAACUCGAAGAAGUCUAUCUUCACUCCCUCCCAAUCAAAGAGCACCAGAUUAUCGAUCAGAUCCUCCCUUCACUGAAAGACGAGGUGAUGAAGAUCAUGCCCGUCCAGAAGCAGACUCGUGCCGGACAACGAACCCGGUUCAAGGCUUUUGUGGUCGUUGGAGAUGGGAAUGGACACGUGGGAUUGGGUGUUAAGUGUUCGAAGGAAGUUGCUACUGCCAUUAGGGGUGCGAUUAUAUUGGCCAAGCUAUCGGUGAUUCCGGUUAGGAGGGGUUAUUGGGGAAAUAAGAUUGGUAAGCCUCAUACUGUGCCUUGUAAGGUUACUGGUAAAUGUGGUUCGGUUACCGUCAGAUUGGUUCCUGCACCCCGUGGGGCUGGGAUUGUGGCUGCUAGGGUUCCGAAGAAGGUGCUUCAGUUUGCUGGUAUCGAUGAUGUAUUUACAUCUUCGCGUGGAUCCACCAAGACCCUUGGAAACUUUGUCAAGGCUACUUUUGACUGCCUGCUGAAGACCUAUGGAUUCCUGACUCCGGACUUCUGGAGAGAGACCCGAUUCAGUAGAUCUCCAUUCCAAGAGUAUACUGAUAUGCUGGCGAAGCCCACCACAAAGGCAAUUACUUAUGUUGAAGAUGUUGCUGAUAUUCCUGCUUGAGAAAAAGUAUGUUAUGGUGUUAGGACAUCGUUUUGAUAUAGAUUACCAGUUGUUGAAUGUUCUGAGUGAUUGAUACCUGUUUUGGCUGUGGCACAUUCAUAUUUCAAUCUUAUGCUUAUUUUCUACCAUCACUUUUAUGUUGAAUAUGUUCAGAGGAUC